AUGGCUGAGGGGCUUGUCGAGCUCGCUCGCCGCUUGACCACCAGGUCUCACGGCGCUCCUGGCACCCUCUUCCCCGUUCCUGCUGAAGGCCCUCUCAAUCCUGCCGGCCCUAAUUUCAAUGCUCGCAAGUGGGCUCGAGCCUUCUACGACAUCCGCACUGAUACCUCCGAGGGAACACCACCAAAGACGACUGGCAUCGCCUUUACGAACCUCAACAAGACGGUGGGAAACGUGUUUCUAGAAGGCUUCAACUCGAUCAGGGGGUUGUUCAGCAAGAAGCAGCAGCGUAUUGAUAUCCUCCAGGAUUUGGAGGGUGUUGUCCACAGCGGCGAGAUGCUUGCGGUUCUGGGACCCCCGGGAUCUGGUUGCUCCACGCUGCUGCGAACUAUCGCCGGUGACACUCACGGAUUCUAUGGCAUUCGACCUAGCGAGAUGAGAACCGCCUUCCGUGGCGAGGCAAUCUACACGGCCGAGGUCGACAACCAUUUCCCUCACCUGACGGUUGGCGACACCCUGUACUUUGCCGCCCGCGCUCGCUGCCCCAAGAACAUCCCUGAGGGGAUCACCAGAAGGGAAUACGCUGAACACCUUCGCGAUGUCACUAUGGCCAUGUUUGGUAUUUCGCAUACGAAGAACACCCGAGUUGGCGAUGACUUCAUCCGAGGUGUCAGCGGCGGAGAACGAAAGCGUGUCACUAUCGCAGAGGCCGCUCUAAGCUAUUCUCCUCUCCAGUGCUGGGACAACAGUACCCGAGGUCUCGACAGCGCCAACGCUCUUGAAUUCUGCCGAACUUUGAGAACUCAAGCCGAUACCAUGGGCUGCACGUCUUGCGUUGCCAUCUACCAGGCUUCGCAGGACGCCUACGAUGUGUUUGACAAAGUCAUUGUGCUGUUCGAAGGCCGUCAAAUUUUCUUUGGAAAGACCACCGAAGCGAGGGCCUAUUUCGAAAACCUUGGAUUUAUCUGCCCUGAUCAACAGACCACGGCCGAUUUCCUGACCUCUAUGACCAGCCACCAGGAGCGUGUUAUCCGACCUGGUUGGGAGGGCAAGACUCCUCGCAGCCCUGAUGAGUUUGCUCAAGCCUGGAAGGCCAGCCAGACUCGCGCCAGCUUGAUGAAUGAUAUCAGCGAAUAUGUGGAGCGUCAUCCCUUUGGAGGAGAGCACUAUGACCGUUUCCUUCAGUCCCACAAGAUCAACCAAUCCGACAUGCAGCGCUCCAAGUCGCCCUUCACGCUCUCCUACAUCGAGCAGAUGAAGUUGACGCUUUGGCGAAGUUGGGUCCUUCUGAAAGGCGAUCCAUCAAUCACAGCCACCAUGUUAAUCACCAACGUCUUCGAAGCUCUCAUCAUCUCCAGUCUCUUCUACAACCUGCCGGCCAACACGUCCAGUUUCUUCCGCCGCGGUAUCCUACUGUUCUUCAUCGUCAUCAUCAACGCCUUUGGCAGUAUCCUUGAGAUCCUCACUCUAUAUUCAAAGCGAAAGAUUGUCGAAAAGCAUGCUCGAUACGCUCUUUAUCAUCCCAGUGCAGAAGCUCUCUCAGCUAUGGUUAUGGAUUUGCCAUAUAAGAUCAUUAAUACGAUCCUGCUCAACACCAUCUUAUAUUUCAUGGGCCAUCUUCGCCGUGAACCGGGCGCUUUCUUCUUCUUCCUUCUGAUCAGCUUCACAAUGACAUUGACCAUGUCUAUGAUGUUCCGACUUAUUGGAUCUGUCACCAAGUCUGUCUCCCAAGCCCUUGCCCCAGCCUCGAUUAUCCUCCUCGCCAUUGCUCUAUAUACUGGGUUUGCGAUCCCUCCGCAGUAUAUGAAGGACUGGAUUGGUUGGAUCCGCUGGAUCAACCCGGUUUUCUACGGUCUUGAAAGUUUGAUCCUCAACGAGUUCAAUGGACGCAACUUCACUUGCUCGACCUUUGUGCCCAGCGGCCCGAACUACGACUCUAUUCGCGGUCUUGAGAGAGCCUGCAGUACGGUAGGAUCAGUCCCCGGCCAGGACUUUGUUAGCGGCACUGACUAUGUGCGACUCUCAUAUGGAUUUAUCAACUCCCACCGCUGGCGCAACCUUGGUGUCAUGAUCGCUUUCAUGAUCCUCUUCAUGAGUCUGCACCUUGUGGCCACUGAGUAUAUCGCUUCCGAACGUUCCAAGGGUGAGGUUUUAGUUUUCACACGCAAGGGCUUGAAGAACCCGCGCAAGAAUGAUUCCGAAACUGCCAGUGGCAACCGACACGUGCAGGCUAGCAGCAAUGAUUCAGGCGACUCAUCCGACGUGGCGAAACAGACAUCAAUCUUCCACUGGAAGGAUGUUUGCUACGAGGUCAAGAUUAAGAGCGAGACUAGAAAGAUUCUGGAUCAUGUCGAUGGAUGGGUUAAGCCUGGAACUCUGACAGCUCUGAUGGGUGUUUCCGGAGCCGGCAAAACGACACUUCUCGAUGUGCUUGCUACUCGUGUUACCAUGGGUGUUGUUUCUGGAGACAUGCUUGUCGAUGGCAAGCUCCGUGACGAAUCUUUCCAGCGCAAGACCGGAUAUGUCCAGCAACAGGAUCUUCAUCUGCACACCUCGACCGUCCGCGAAGCCCUUACCUUCAGUGCUGUUCUCCGACAGCCCUCACACUAUACCCGACAAGAAAAGAUUGCCUACGUUGAUACCGUUAUCAGUCUCUUGAACAUGGAAGAAUACUCGGAAGCUCUUAUCGGUGUCCCCGGAGAAGGUCUCAACGUUGAGCAGCGUAAGCGCCUGACCAUCGGCGUUGAGCUCGCCGCCCGCCCCCAGCUUCUUCUAUUCCUUGACGAGCCUACUUCUGGUCUUGAUAGUCAAACCUCUUGGUCUAUCUGCAACUUGCUCGAGAAGCUUACCAAGAGCGGCCAAGCUAUCCUCUGUACCAUCCAUCAGCCCUCUGCCAUGCUCUUCCAACGAUUCGACCGUCUAUUGCUCCUCGCCAGGGGCGGCCGCACUGUCUACUUUGGAGAGAUUGGAAAGAACGCAAAGGUUCUGGUCGACUAUUUCGUUCGAAAUGGUGCUGCCAAGCUACCUACCGGCGCGAACCCCGCUGAGUACAUGUUGGAAGUCAUUGGAGCUGCUCCAGGUGCCCAUACCGAGAUUGACUGGCCUGUCGUGUGGCGCCAGAGCCAGGAGUAUCAGGGUGUUCAGCAAGAGCUGGCUAGAUUGAACGCUGGCGGGAAUGCUGAAACUCAACAGACACAUGAUAACGCAACCUACUCGGAGUUUGCCGCCGGAAUGAACACUCAAUUCUUUGAGGUGACCAAGCGAGUGUUUCAGCAGUACUGGCGCAACCCGGCGUACAUCUACUCCAAGGCGGUCCUGUCUUUCGGCGCGGCUCUAUUUAUCGGACUCUCUUUCUUGAACGCGGAGAACACUCAGCGAGGUCUUCAGAACCAGAUGUUUGGCGUGUUCAUCUUCCUUACGGUUUUCUCUCAAGUUGUAGAGCAGAUCAUGCCCAACUUUGUCCAACAGCGCACUCUAUACGAAGCCCGUGAGCGCCCUUCCAAGGCAUACUCAUGGAUGGCGUUUAUGGUUGCCAAUAUUUCGGUUGAGAUUGCCUGGAACUCGCUGAUGUCUGUUCUCUGUUUUGUCUGCUGGUACUUCCCCAUCGGCCUUUACCGCAAUGCUGAAUUUACGGAUGCUGCCAACUCACGUGGCAUUACCAUGUUCCUCCACGUCUGGGCUUUCUUCAUCUUCACUAGCACUUUUGCGACCAUGGCUAUUGCCAGUCUUGAAAGCGUUGAUAUUGCCAGCGGAAUUGUCAAUCUUAUUUCCAUUAUGAUGUUUGCUUUCUGCGGUAUUCUUGCGGGUCCUGGCGAUCUCCCCGGCUUUUGGAUUUUCAUGUACAGGGUCAACCCUUUCACAUACGUCGUGGAAGGCUUCUUGGGCACGUCUCUUGCGAACGCGCCUAUGGCCUGUGCCCCCAAGGAAUUUGUUAAGUUCGAGGCUCCGAGCGGCAGCACUUGCGGCGAGUACCUGGCAACAUUCCUGGAUAUAACAGGCGGGUACCUCACGGACAACAACACAAGCUCUUGCGAGUACUGCGCCAUGUCCCAGACUAACACGUUCUUGUCGGCUAUCCAUGUCAACUUCGCGAACCGCUGGCGCAACUUCGGAUUUAUGUGGGUGUACAUUAUCUUCAACAUUGCAGCUGCGCUGGGCUUGUACUGGCUGGUUCGUGUUCCCAAGAACAAGUUCAAGAAGCAGUAGACCCAAGGUAGUAAACGCAAUGUGCUAGAGAAUGGGUCCUCGGGAAAAAAGGACGAGCGGGGUGGAGAAGGGAUGAAUAUUAAUAGACGCUAGAGAUAAGUUGCAUCAUAGACAAGUAACGGAGGAGUUGGUCGAUAGAAUUUUGCAUGAUCCUGCAAUCCGAGAAGCCCUGGAAACAAUGAUCUGAAAAGCCUGAACGAGCACACCUGGUGUGUUAGACAGAGAUUCAUGGGUGGAACUGAUGGAAUAUGGAUAUUGGAGCUACAGUGGGAUAUAAAGACAGAGCCGGACACUUUCUUUCGAAGGGUAUCAGAUCCCAAAUUUUCUAUGUCAACUUCCAGAGUUACAGAGUUG
This is a messenger RNA of Ilyonectria robusta, 4557 nucleotides long. RefSeq names its product ABC-2 type transporter-domain-containing protein. Gene Ontology annotation, cellular component: membrane. The coding region runs from base 1 to 4203 and encodes 1400 amino acids. Gene Ontology annotation, biological process: transmembrane transport. The record is from RefSeq and is a predicted model, not a curated record. Gene Ontology annotation, molecular function: ATP binding; ABC-type transporter activity; ATP hydrolysis activity. The transcript is spliced from 8 exons. Lineage: Eukaryota; Fungi; Ascomycota; Sordariomycetes; Hypocreales; Nectriaceae.